AUGUACGAUAAGGCGUAUUAUGGAUGCUUUUACAUUUAUUACGUCGAAUAUGAUGCCAUCCGCGAAUGGCUAAAUCCCUGUAUGUAGGAAAUGUUCUAUCUUACUAUUGAGGGUGGAUUUACUGUGUCCAGGUCAUUUCUUCUCUUGGACUUAUAACCCACGCUAUCGUGCUGUUCUUUGUCCUCUGUCAAGCAUUGGGAAGAAUCAAGAUCGAAUCACGAGAAACGACUAAGUGGCUUAUGGCCGGCCACUUUGUAGCAGGUAAUUAUAUAAUUACAUGUAUACAUGUGUUAACGUUUUUGCCUUUUCUCUGUUAUUAAUAUUAUGUGCUCUGAUGGACCGCUUACGCUUCUUUUCUGGUGAUGCCUAGAAAUGAUCAACAACCUCCAUCGUCUUCCUUAAUAUAAUUUUGUCAUUCGAGCCAGAAAUGCGGCCAACAAAGCCGUCUUGCACGUGUGAGGUUUAGGAAGAAACACUUGUAGGCUGUCUGAAAUUUACUAGCAGGUAGCAGUCGCAUAAGACAACGGAAGUCUUUCUCGGUAUUUUUGGCAAAAGCACCGAAAUAGGACCUGCUAUAGGCAAGUUGAAACCUUGGCGCACAAUUGAAAAGCUAACUGUGUGCUGUAUUCCAAAACCCACAGAACAUUUAGCUCACAAGACGGGCACCUUCGGGCCGAAUAUGGAGUCUGAGUCGCGGCCAUUAUUGAGGACUAGAAAUUUGUCUAAUUUCUUACCACAUCUGACUGAUCAGUUGAGGAAAAACUCGACUGCAUUUUUAUGUUCAAUAGAGAAUUUCGUUGGACUCAGCGGAUGGAGCCUACCAUUUGUAACAUUCUUCUACAUUUUGAUGAUUUGGAUUGGAAUAUAUAGGACCGUUGAGACAGAGUUUUUGCUCCUCUGCUAUGAGGCAGAUACUAGAGCGAGUGGUCUUCUCCAUCAUCCCACUGAAGAUUUUGAUCUAAUUUGUGGUUCAACAUCUAGCCCUUUCAUAUGGAGUUUUGCCGUCACAGAUUAAUCAUUUCUUUUCUAAAGGCUUUUAAGAUAACCUGUACAGUUGCCUUGACUCUCUGGUUUAUCAGUAGUCCUUUUAGACAUUUUCAUUAUGGUUGGGUUUUUUGACUAUAAUUCAUUGAAAAAUCAACAAUGAUCCUAACUGAAAGAGCUUGUUCGUCUAAGGAAGUUACUUAAUGAUGACGGAGGACUAUGGCCAUGGCCUUUCAAAUAACGUUUGGGAAAUUAUUUAAGAUUAAUUUGUAGUGGCCGACUCGAAGUCUCUCUGGGGUUGAGCUGGACCGAAUCUAGCUGAGACGAAGACCUUAAAGGUAGCCAGGUGGUGAGAACUCAGUUCUGAGCCUUUCCUUAAUCUAAGCACAACAAGGUGCAGGGAGCCUCUGUUGGUAAGGUAAUCGAGUUUUGCCCUGGAAUACUGCAGCAAAUUGUCAAAAAGAAAUGUGAUAGGCAUAGUCUCAGUUUUGAAGAACCUCUGUAUGUUUGUUAAUCCUGCCAUGCUUGUUUACUUAUAACUAGGGUAUAUUCGAGGCUCGGUUGCUAGGCUUCACACUGUUUUACGUUACCCUGUCGGAAGAGGAUCUUAGAAAAUAAUCGGUGUAUUUCGCCAAGUAAACGAAAGUAUUAUCAAGUGUGUGUUUUUUAUGAGCAAAAACUUGCAACUGUACGGUUUAUUUGAUGAGGUGUUUUAAAUUCCAUGUAGAUUGUAUAUCUAAAUUACUUGUCACAUUAAGAUGGUUGGAAAGAUGGGGUUGCCCAUAGGUUAUAUUUGCAGUCAAAGACGAUGACUUAUAUGACCCAUAUGAGCGGCAGUACAUGGGAUACAAAAAAAUACUUCUACUGGAUAGACUACAAACCAGUAUGCCGUACGGGCGGAAACAAGGACUUGUCGAGACAUCUGGAUAAAACUGUGGAUUAGCUUUAUGACUUAAGCGAAGUGCGAUGCGUCUGGUCCCAGAGUAUAGUAUUAAAUUAUGUUAUACCCAAAGCACGAUGCCUUUUGUGUGAUAAUAUGUCCGCCAUAAUUUUCCGGUCCCUACGACGAAAAAAUGGCGUUAAACAUAUAUCUUCCAUUAUUCCGAAGUUCGUUUCUGUAGCGAACCAUGCUCGUUUGUAAGUUCGAAAAUACGGAAUGGUUUUUGCUUUAAGCGACCACAACAUAUCCCGUUAUUUCCAGAAGCGGACUGUCUUUGAAAAUCGUUGAGAUUUCCAUACAUCAUUAACUGAAUACCUGUCCAGAUCUAAGUUACUGUCAAUACAAAGAGCGGACUUAACAUUAGAACAACAUGCAUACUACUCGCACCGGCUUUAAGAAAACCACUGAUUAAACAUAUAAUAUUGAAGUCAGUAUACUAGGUUUUUAAAUUCUAUCUUGCACAAAUUUAGUCAACUUCGCGAUGACCCAGUCUAGGCAUUACGUAAAAAAGAGAGAGAGGUCAACUCUGCGGGCUCCAUCCCCAUGGAACUCCGGUGCCUAUCCUCACCACAAACAAUCUGAUGAGAUUUUAAACUAUCAUACGUGCUAAAACUCGCGACUUGGAAGGCUUCUAGCUGGCGAGGUAAUUCGGUCCUUCUUUCCAGAAGCAAAGUCUGGCUGCACUAGGUCCCUGAUGUUGUCCACUAUGGCAACCCCACUCGGUUAGGAUCCGGACCGACCAUUUCCUGUUUCAGUUUUGACCUUGUCUUACCUAUUUAAAUUUAAAGUCAUACCACCCAACACGCUUUAGCUGUUAUUGAUUUCAUUGGAAAGCUUUUAAGUCGAAGAGGCGCUUAUAGACCAAAUUACUUGAGGUUCCUAGGCCACCUCGAAUUAAGCUGGGGUCCUCCCUUACGUCAUAGCGAUCACUCGGUUAUGCAGUGACGAGCACGACACCACAUGCGGUUGCUUCCAUAAUCGCCCACCUAGAAUAAAUUUGAGAAAACCUAUUAUCAUGCAGCUGAAAUGGCUUCAAGGCCAGGGGACGCCUCGUUUCAGAGUUCAGCGUUAACACCACGCACCGGUCGUGUGGGUCAAGGUGUAGGUGGGCAAUAUAUUGUCAUUUGUCGACUUUUGAGGGCACGUAGACCGAGUUCAUGAAUACGUCAGCAGAAAUUGGCAAUGAGGAGUGGUGAUCUGUCAUCCUUCCCCCUAUUUAUACCCUGAGAGCCUUUCGUAAUGCGCUUUUACUAACAUUAAGAUGGUGACGCAGAUGGGUGGAGAGUCGUUUGAAGCCUGAAUUUCUGACAAGAACUACAACAAGUGACAUAUGGGUAUGUCUCUCGCCUGUCACGUGUGACGUUCAUAUGGCCAGCCAACCUCUGGCCAAGGACGCGCGGACACCGCACCAUGAGACGGUAGAUAGCCUGACGCAGAGUUCAGCCAAGGACAUACGCGGUCAGCCAUUGAAGAUGGGCUCCUGUGAGGCACGUAAGGCUCAGACCAGUUCACCAGCUGCUCUGCAGAUUGACUUUCCCCAUUCGUUUUGUCGAAAAUUCGUCACGAGACCCGCUCUUCUAGUAGUGCUUUGACACCCAAUAUAAACUCCUCAUAACCAGUUGAUUAGUAGCCCACAUUUUUGCCGCACAUUAGUCUCGAACCCGCUUUCUUUAAACAUCGAGUGCUAUUAAGUCCGACGCUCAACUAAGUGGGACAAGGACUAGUUUUCCUGACGUUGGAUUUGGGUAAGGCUGGCUAACGACGGCUAAUAAGCCACUCCAGUCUCCUUUCUCUUUAUCAGCGAUUGUUUGCAAAGGCUCAGGACAAAACGGAACGAGCAGAUCCCUUGUCCCAAUUGGAGGACACACGUCAACCACAACGACGGUUUGACUGUCGUGACCGCUGACAUCGGCCGUGUGCUUCACAACAGGGUGAAAGUAGGGACGAUAGCUUACAGUGAUAGUAGACUUGGGCAGCAUCUACCACAGUCCCUCCUCCCUCCCACCUGAUCCUGGUUUCAUGACAGUCAAUAAGACCGAAGGCGGAGGAGGCCACAGGUGGCUGACACGGCAGAAGCCCGCACAUAGGCAUACCACCACACCCCCUGAUCCACAAAGUAUCCUGCUCAGGAUUUCACACAGGAAACGCGGAGGGGUCGACUCCGAUCCCAACCAAGUAGGAGUCCCAUAAAGGCCACAUAAAGCAGGAGGCACGAAAGCCCGACUCUCCGUUCUCCGAGGAGAACCGAGUUAUCCCGUUGUUUGAUAGCCCUCUAAGCCGCGACUUUUGACAUACCUUGGCACAUUCAAGCGCGUCGGAUUGUUUGUAGCAAGGAGUAUGCGGGCACCAGUCCACCGUCAGAAGAGGUCAAAUGUCUAAUGGAGGAAAUGGGCGCAGUGGCUGAUAGAGAUAGAGAGACCAUGGAAGUUCUGACUUGUCAAACACACACUCAAGUAGAAAAUCGGCUCGGAUAUCACAUGUGUGAUGGAGUGCCAUUUAGAAGCAGCCAGUCACUUUACUCACAAACUCACAACUGCGCCGACUGCGUGGUCUGAGUUGAACCGUCAGUUAGCAGGCUUCCAAGCCACGGCUUUCAGCACACCGUGAUCGUCUCAAGUGCGUUGGAUGGUUUAUAGUGAGGAAUUGUGCGGAGAGAAUCGACCUCACUUUGCCUUGUCCCGUGCACCAGUCGACUCUCCGAGCCGGCCAACCAUCUGGCGCUGAGAUUGGGAGGAGUGGCUGACAGUGCAGAGUACGGCCCGUCUACGCACGCCAAACACACGAUGCGGCCUCCAUGCAUACACGCCAGGAUUUCGCACAAGGGGUAGACUGCUCAAAUCUCGAACAUAGCAGAGGAUUCGCAUGAACAAGGAGCCGAAGAGCGCAGUCAUCACUUACAUGAGGGACGCCUGCGUUGCGUGUUAUUGGAGGUGUUUAUGGGUGGUGGAUGUGCUGAUGGGGAAUUGUGGUUAUGUGGUCUGGUCUGCGAUGAUUUACCGUGUAUUUUCUUGGAGGCGUAUGUGACGGGGUAGGCCCAUGCGAUAACUGAAUGUGGGAGUACAUCGUGGGCAGUUGGGGUGAUGGCGAAGAGUUACGUUGGUGUUUCAGCACUGAUUUAUCAUCCUCUGUGUGACGGAUUCGCAAGUGGUCGACAAGGCCGAUGCGCGACAUACAUGUGCGAUGGCAGCGUGAGCAGGAUAGGAUGGGGGACGCUUAAUCGGUUCGAGUUACUAUGCUGCCAGUGGUGUCCGCGCUGGUGGAUGGGGACCCGGUAGGGCUGAGCGUGGGAAAGUUUUCGGUCGUCGAGAUAUAGGUCAGUAUAUUUUAAGAGUAAUAGGCAAUGCUUUUGAAAACCCUAUUGUAAACGGUACAUGCAAUAUCUCACUAUAAAUAAACAUGGUACUGAAAUGUUGUCAGUAAUAUACACGUUUAACAGAAUAUUUUCCGUAAAAAUGUAGAACCAAAACUUGAGAACAUUCAGUUGUAGAUGAUUUCAGUAAAAUGUAAUGACAGUCAUCCGCAUUAGCGGUAUGAGUAUGCAAGGCGUUGGUUUAGCACCACAGAGCUGUUCUGUAUGGCGCAGUCCACUGUCGUUGAUACGCAUGUGAUUAUGCGGUGAGCGAACCUGCGUGGACAGUGCUGACAGUGGGGUUGGAUGUGGCGAGUGUAUGUGGGGACUCCUGGCAUUAGUGUGUCGGUCGCAGCGUGCGUGAGGUAUAUACAGUAGGUCUGCUAACUCAUGAAAAGUCAACCAAAAUUCUAAAGUGUGUUUUCGACUCGAAAAGAUUACUUAAGUAAGGUUUUAAAAUUAAUGAUAUUUCGGUAUAAUUCUGUAGUAAGGCAGUUGCCCCGGGAUGCCGCCUUUCGAACGAACUUCUUUCCGGCCGCAUGCAAAAUCCACACUCUACGAAAAAUGACUACUCAAUUAGCAUGAAUUUUUCUCGUAAAUGUUCGAUGCCCUUAAGAAUUCGAUCAUAUUUCAUGUAAAACAUGCAUAGAAAUAUUCGUUCUUUUACUCAUUCGGUAGAAUAUUACGUCUUCUAACAAGGUAGCUGAAUUAUUAUAGAAUUAUGCUGCAUGAUGAUUAGUUCUAAAACACUACUUAAGUAAUCUUUUCUAAACGAAAACGCAUUUCAGUAUUUCGAUCAACUUUUCAUGAGUUAGCACACUGACUGUAUGUGAUCGCAAUGAGGACAGUUUAGGACAGAGUCCACAUCGUUGGUGCUGGGGGCGAUCAUAAUAAGGGUAUUGGUUGGCGAGGCGUCGGGAGUGUUCUCACCGCCAAGUCUUGUCUUUGCCGUCGUGUUUUCGAAUCUCACUGAGACCGCUAAGUUUUUCACAAUCGGCUCAAAUGGAUUCUCGACUUGUCAUGCUUCCGGCGUGGGCGAUUAUCAUGACGGCCACAAAGCUGAGUUCAUGGCGCGUUUCGCAGGAGUGGGCAGCCAUUUACGAUAACUCAUCUCUCUGUUGCACUGCCAGUUCAUGCUCGUGUAUGCGUGAUCGGAGUGUGUGUGCUCAUCUGACCUGUGUAAUUAAAAUGACUGUUUGUGCACGAGAUGCAAUACAGUACACCUGACUGUUUCUUGUGAUUUAAUCGCUCUUGGAUUUUCAUGAUCUUGCUGCGAAUGCAGGCUUUGUUCCGGUAUGCAAUUUUGGCGCCUAGUCUCGCAGCAAUGUCCCGAUUGUUUCUGAGACGGCCUUACUGUAUGACAGAGCAUGCCAUAUCCUCAGUGGUUUUUCCGUUUGGCGUCUCCGAGGGCGAACGCGUAGGCAUCGGCUUACAGACGCCUUCAGAUAGCCAUUCCGCAUAAGGUGGUCACGGUGACAUCGGGCCAUUUCCUCCGGUUUGCCGCAGCGAGUCUGGAUCUGUCUGCAGUGCGCUGCCGGGCAGCUUUGUUUGUGAGCCACCGGACGGUUAAUGCGAACACUGAGAUUUCCUGUGGCGUUCACCGUCUUCCUGUAAACCGCCGUCCCAAUUUCAUCCUUAGGGUUUCGCCUGACGAGCACAUCAAGGAAGGAUAUCUACUGCUCCUGCCCUCUUUCCCUCGUGAAUUUUGCAUCAGGGAAGACUGGGUUGAGCAGAUUGUAGAAAUUCUGCAGUAUGUUCUUCCUGACAAUAGCCGACAUAGUAGUGAAAAUGCUACCCGUGGCUGACACAUCAAAGGGAGAAGGGGCAUUCACCGGCAGAGAGAGAGAGAGAGAGAGUUAUUUGAGAUCUGACGUUUCAAGUAAUGAUUUCGCCUACCCUUCUUCAGAGACUGGAAGGCCCUGCUUACAGCUCUCAUUGCAGGGCACAUUUUGCCUGAUGCGUGAUUCGCUGGACAGCGGUAGGGUGAAGGACGCCAGACAUCUGCAAUCGGCCACAGGAUCCUGUCAUGCAGGAAAAGUAGUAAUAGGGGUUUUACGGAUGGCGCAUAUUGGCGGCACGGGAACUAAUAAAAAGGGAGAAAAUACGGAGACAUUUGUUUCUGUGCUGUAAAGCUUUUAUUACGCUGACACAUGGCAACGAAAGGUAUGCGCGAUAAUUAAAAAAUAAGCGAUCAAUAAAUUUCAAAGAAUUAGGCAAUUUUGAUAAACCGUUCCCGGAUAGUUUGUAGCAGGUCAGGCACCCAAGGAAAUCUCAAUCAGUGAGAACGAGGAAAAGGAUAUGAGAGGGCCAACCGUGCUGAAAUUUAGUGUUUGAUUUUCCUAUGUCCGUGAAUGGUAGAUCAACGAAGUCUGACCAAUCAAGUGAAAUUCAAAAAAGUGAGCGAUAAGCAAGCCCGUUAUUUUCAGUUUAGGAUAACUGUACGGAUUUAAGAAGUUUUAGGCAGUUGGCCUAACGCUACUUAAGAUGGGGGGUUUGUAUUUAGUAGUGAAGUGGGUUUCUAAUGAAGUAUUUCCCCCAAAAGUACAGGCUCCUGUUAUACGGGAAACAAACAAAAGCGUAAGGGAGAAUCCCAACGCAAACUCAAUGUGUAGAGCAGUAAAGAACAACCCACUGCCUACUCAAACAAGUGGAGUAGGCAGUUCUGUGCGUAAAAGAUGCUUGGGAUCCUCCCCCCCCACCGCUACCAUUCGUUGAAUCGGACCAUCGCUCCACCGUGAUCUCUGUUGUCCCCACUCCCGUUAAACGUAACGAUGGUUAGCUGCAGGUAGCUUGGGCGCACUGACCGGUUGGUAUUUCGUGACGAAAAUUCCGGGAUAUCUGUUGUGCUCUAAAGAGCCUUCAGCAAUAUCCCAAUUCGAUCUUUUCUGUCGUCCGACUCGCCGCAUUGCGGUAGACCGUUCUUAUGUGACCCCAGUCGUGUAAACUUGGAUGUCUGUCACGGAAGCUUGGUGCACAAUCAGAAUUCAUCGUUCUCUGAGUGGUUGUCUUCGUUCAUCGAUAAGUCUUUCUGCAGACUAGCAUGUGUAAGAUCGGCAAAUGGCCAUUCUUUUUUCAUUCAUCUUCGAUUGGAGUUAAGUCUCCGCCACUUGCCGCUUGCUAAUGGCAGAAUUUAUUGUCAAUACACUGGAUACUUAAUUCUGGUCGAUUACUGUUGAAAGCCAGUGCCUUUAAUCGUUUCAGUACCACUUCGUCAUUGAGCCUGGAUUACGGCUGUCCCAGUAGCGUGCCUUCCACUUUCUCACACACAAAUCAAUCCAAAGUGAAGAAAGUCCGUAAACCACGUUUUAGUAUACUGAUAUUUCAGGCAUAUUUAUCAUAUUUUUGUUGGAGAGUUUGCAAAAAACAUCGUCAACUACCUUUGCAUUCAACGAACCAAGUUUCUAUAAAUUGAGGUUUUAUAAUGAUAAUGCAGUAGGUGGGCUAACUCAUGAAAUGCCAACAGAACUUACGAAAUGUGUUCCCGUCUCGAAAAGAUUAAUUAAGUAGGGUUGCAAAACCAGUCAUCAUGCAUCAUAAUUCUAUAAUAAUUCGGUCACCUCAGGAUGUCGGCUUUUGAAUGAACUUCCAAAAACCGUAGUCCGUAAAAAAUGACAACGGAAGGGGCAUGCAUUUUUUACUGAUUUUCAAUGCCCUCAAAGAUUCAAUUAUAUUUCAUGGAAAACAUGCAUAAAAAUAUUCAUUCUUUUGCUCAUUCAGUAGAAAAUCACGUCUUAUUUCAAUUUUAUACUUGAAGGAAGUGUUUAAUUCGGUUUUAAAAAGUUUCUAAUCGUGAGAUUCUUUAAUACCGUGAAAUUUUCGUUUGUAAAACAUCGUGGCUCCGUAUUUACUAAUGUUGUUACUAAAGUUUGCAAUAUGCCUCAAAUCCGCUGCGAAAUUUCAUGGACCCCAUAUGGUCUCCUCUUAAUAGGGUAGAGAAAUGUGUGGUUUCCCGUACGCGGAAAUUAUACGGCUUUUGAUUUGGGAAUCCUGAAUGAAACUGUAACGGCAGGUCAGGCUCAAAAUUAUUCGGGAAUUGGAAAAGUUUUAUAAAAGCGAAUUAAACCCUGCCUUUGAGUGUAAAAUGGCAAGAAGACGUAAUUUCCUACUGAAUGAGCAAAAGAAUGACUAUUUUUAUUUAUGUUUUCCAUGAAAUAUAAUUGAAUCUUUAAGGGCAUAGAAAAUCAGUGAAAAAAUUCAUGCCACUUACGUAGUCAUUUUUUACGGAGUAUGGUUUUUGAAUGCAGCCAAAAAGAAGUCUGUUCGAAAGCCGGCGUCCUGGGGUAGCUGAAUUAUUAUAGAAUUAUGCUGCGUGAUGAUUGGUUUUACAACCCUACUUAAUCUUUUCGAAACGGAAACGCAUUUCGGAAUUUCUGUUGAGAUUUCAUAGGUUAACCCAUUUACUGUAGGUCAUUUACCCAGACGUGCAUGAAUGCUUCCUUCGGUUGUGUCACAUAACUUCGAAGCUCAACAGUAUUUAUUUAACGUAACAAUCAACGCAAUUCACUCUUGUUAUACUGGGCUACCCACAGCGGACUCGUUUGAGCUAUGACACCGUUUUUAGGUUAUGCCUUCUAAUCGUAUUUUCUGUUACGCUUUACUUAACAGGGUUUGCAAUGGUGCUAACAAUUAUCGCCUUUACUUUCGGAAGUUUGGACAGUCGGUGGGUACCCUACCCGCGUUUUAACAAACUGUCGUGGGCAUAUGCGAUGGCCCUAAUCUCCGUGAUGUUCACUAUUUCGGCCUUCUUCACAUUCCUCGUGUUUUAUCUCAAAGUAAAUGCAAAGAAGUCUGCAAAGAGUUUACCCCUCGAACCAGACCUUGAUGAUGCCGAUGAUGACAAUGAAAAUGACGAAAUUCAAAAGCUUUCACAAAAACAGUACUCUCGAAGUGGGGAUACUGCUAGUGUACCGCUUCGACCUCCAGUCAAUCCAGACACUGUGGACCCCGAUGAAAUUCAUGAAGACCUGGGCGAGGAUCUUGAUGCAAAUUCUAACUCAGUAUAUCCUUACUCCCAACACUUCCGUUCGUAA
Messenger RNA from Spirometra erinaceieuropaei, 10303 nucleotides. Lineage: Eukaryota; Metazoa; Platyhelminthes; Cestoda; Diphyllobothriidea; Diphyllobothriidae. The record is from the annotation of a GenBank genome assembly.